Molecule: messenger RNA, 1479 nt
Organism: Fusarium poae
Lineage: Eukaryota; Fungi; Ascomycota; Sordariomycetes; Hypocreales; Nectriaceae
Exons: 1
Coding region: 1-1479 (492 amino acids)
Source: RefSeq, a predicted model, not a curated record
AUGGCUGACGAUGAUAUCUUUUCCCGCCUCCAGCUCUUAAUUGAUUGUCACGCCCAGCUCCUUAUCUGCGUUCAGGAGCAAUGUUGCUUUGCUCUUUCCUUCAAGCCUGCCCAAGUGAACGAACAUCUUCGGAAACGCCACAGCAUCCCGAUUGACGACCGGCGUAGAGUUGUCCGUCUUUUGAAGAACCGGGAACCUCCACUUCUGGAUCCCGCCAACGCGCUGUUGCGCCAGAAUGAGUCCCCAUAUGAUCCCAACCUGCCACUAUUCGAUGGGUUCAGCUGUAAGUUCUGCGAUCUUCUUACCAUCAGCAGUCAGGUUGUAAGCCGCCAUGUGGGUGCCGAACAUGAGAGGCGGCGACUGGAAUUGCAGGUCAAGCCAAAGGCUAUGUAUGAACCCGUAUACUUGCAGGCUUGGACGAAGAACCCUAUUGGAGGACGAUACUGGAUUGUUGAGUAUCGCGGGACUACGACACGCCCCAUCGGGGGAAAAGAUGUAUACAGUCACCUCCGAGGCGCAUUUAAGCGAGAGCGACGCCUGCAGCAAGGCUUAAUCGCAAAUGAGGUGGACACCAGUGCAAAAAUCUCUACAUCAACAUUUACAGAUCUUCGGCCCUGGCUAGAGCGGACUGGCUGGGAGCAGACAUACCAGAACUUCGACCACGGCUUGCUGCGAAAUCUGACCACCAUGCCCUCUUCCUUAUCGUCAGUCCGCGGCGUCGUAUUAAGUAGAGCUAGAAGUGGUGCUACACAUACUACAUCAGGUGAAGACUUAAUCAGCUCUACGGGUGACGAGCAGAAGAUUGCUGCAAUCUUAGUAGCUGUGGAUAUGGUCAUGGAUCGCUGCGAGCAAACGGCCCGGACCACAAGCCGAAACCUUCUCUGUUGGCUACGUAGCGUACGGCCUCAUGGAUGCUACGCUAAGCCCUUUACCUUUGUCAGCAAGGCGGCUAGUAGAACAAAGUAUAUCCGGCUCCUUAAGCGCUUUAUAGCUAUGGUAUUCCACGCUUUUUGCUUACCUACUGAUGUUUGUCGGCGCCGUGCUGGUAUCCGGUUUAAGAGAUCACAGAUUAAGGCGAUCGCAGCCAUAUGGAAUCACUGUAUCUGGGAUCAGCAUGGCGCUACAACGUUGAAUUUCUGGAAAUCGGCCAGGGCGCAUGCCAUAGCUAAGUAUCAAGCGAGCUGGGAUGAAAGAGCAGAGAAUAGCGAAGAGUCUAUGACUGAAGAUUCUGACAAUAUUGACAGUAUCUCAGAAAGCGACGAAUCUGCAAAUGGGGAUGAGGAUCACAGAUGUGAUAGUGAUGAGGAGGAAGAAGAGGAGGACCGAGAGGAAGCCAGAACAGCGGCUAACUCGAGUAACGAAAAUCCAGACUUGGCUGAAAUGCUGGAGCGGCUGUUUGGACUUGUAAUGGCAUUCAGCACGGAGGAAGUGGUGGAUGGGCGACCAGCUUCAACCUACUGUACCAAUUACCACGGGUAA